ACACUAGUGCAGUGCCGGUGCCAUCGCAAAGUGGAAUGCAAUGAUAACGUCAAACAAUUGUAAAAAUGCUGUCUGAGUUGGCAGCCACGGCGUUUCUCGCCUUAUCGCUGAGAUCAAUUAUAUCACUUAACGCAUAUUCUGGAUACAACAAGCCGCCGAUGUUCGGCGACUAUGAGGCACAACGGCAUUGGCAAGAAGUGACUGUAAAUUUAGACGCCAAAUCGUGGUAUACAAAUGGCACACACAACGACCUGCAAUAUUGGGGCUUAGAUUAUCCACCUCUUACUGCAUAUCAUAGCUAUCUGGUGGGUCUUGCCGCCAAAACGCAAAAUGCCAGUUUUGUGUCCUUGCACGCGAGUCGCGGCAUCGAAAGCAAGGAGCACAAGAGUUUUAUGCGUCUCACGGUUUUGACUGCCGAUCUUUUGAUUUAUUUGCCGGCAAUUUGGAUUUUAAGUGUUGCCAUCGAUCGAACCUUUCAGAGCAACAUCAAGGAGUUGUUAUUUCUACUGCUCGCUCUAUAUCCGGGGCAAAUGCUCAUCGAUAAUGGACACUUUCAAUACAACAACAUAUCGCUCGGAUUGGCAGCUGUGGCAAUUGCCGCGAUUCUCUGCAAUAAAAACUAUUUAGCCGCUUUUACGUUCACAUUGGCCCUGAACUAUAAACAAAUGGAAUUGUACCAUGCGCUUCCAUUCUUUUCAUAUCUUCUUGGCACCACUUUGUCGCGCAAAAGUUUUAAGUCCUUUGCAAUUGAGCUGACAGCCAUUGCCUCAAUUGUAUUGACGGUUUUUGCCAUUCUAUGGCUACCUUGGUUACAUUCCAUAGAAGCAGCUUCCCAGGUAUUGCAUCGUCUUUUUCCACUUGGACGCGGUGUGUUUGAGGACAAAGUGGCCAAUGUUUGGUGCAGCAUCAAUGUGAUUUUUAAACUAAGGAAACAUUUCCAAAAUCAUCAGAUGGCUUUAAUCUGUUUGGGGACCACUCUUUUAACUGUACUACCAACAAAUAUAAUUCUCUUCUGGCGACGCAGCAAACCGAUGUUUUUGUUAACUCUAUUCAAUACUUCAGCAGCCUUUUUCCUAUUCUCAUUUCAAGUUCACGAGAAGUCAAUUUUACUGGUUGCUCUGCCAGCAAUUUGUUUAUUUCAAUGGUGGCCAAAUGAGAUGCUAUGGUUCCUAGAAGUCUCAGUAUUUAGCAUGAUUCCGCUUCUAAAGCGUGAUCAUCUAUUAAUUCCAAGUGUGGCAGCAACUGUCCUCUUCCAUUUAGUUUUUAAAUGCAAUUACUUCAAACCCAACAAGGAACAGAUGCUCGAAAACAAGCUUUUAAAUAUGACCGUUGCAAUAUCGGAGAUUCUAAUGCUGUCAAUUUUAGUUGGGUCUUUAGCUAUAAAGCCCUCUGCUAGAUAUCCAGACAUUUGGCCCUUAAUUAUUUCCGUUGUAAGCUGUGCACAUAUUUUCUUAUUUUUGGUUUGGGGAUAUGUGAAACAGUUUAUGCAGUGCGAUCGUAAGCUAUAUAAUAAAAUCGAGUAACAAUCAUAAAAACAGUGUGAUCAUAAAAUGUACUA
This is a messenger RNA of Drosophila albomicans, 1558 nucleotides long. It is a transcript of the gene gny, whose product is annotated as probable dolichyl pyrophosphate Man9GlcNAc2 alpha-1,3-glucosyltransferase. Bases 66 to 1523 code for a protein of 485 amino acids. Gene Ontology annotation, molecular function: dolichyl pyrophosphate Man9GlcNAc2 alpha-1,3-glucosyltransferase activity. The transcript is spliced from 4 exons. The record is from RefSeq and is a predicted model, not a curated record. Gene Ontology annotation, cellular component: endoplasmic reticulum membrane. Lineage: Eukaryota; Metazoa; Arthropoda; Insecta; Diptera; Drosophilidae. Gene Ontology annotation, biological process: protein N-linked glycosylation.